This is a messenger RNA of Glycine soja, 1241 nucleotides long. Its product is annotated as CASP-like protein 5A2. The coding region runs from base 269 to 820 and encodes 183 amino acids. The record is from RefSeq and is a predicted model, not a curated record. The transcript has 4 exons. Gene Ontology annotation, cellular component: plasma membrane. NCBI's taxonomy places the organism in Eukaryota, Viridiplantae, Streptophyta, Magnoliopsida, Fabales, Fabaceae.
CACUUUCUCUUCUUUUUAAUUUUUUUUUGUUCUUCUUUUUCUUCAACCCCUCUAUUCGCAAAGGAAGCAACGGAAUCGAUUCUGUUCAGUUUUCCUCGUUUUGAGUUUAAAUUCACAGUAUUUUGAGGAAACAAAUUAAAGGGUAAUCGCUCGCUUAAUCCACCGAGCUCAAUUCCCACAUCCCCACAAAAAAAAAAUCAACAAAAUCAGAUUUGGUGAAGAAGAGAGUGUGAUUUGAUGAUUAUGAAUUGAAGUUUGAGGUGGAGACAUGAACGUGAGCCAUGCUUCGGUUCAUCCAGUUGAAGAAGCUCCAACGACUGAAGGUGGUGGUGCUGACCAAAACGUCAACGCUCCUAGGGUGAGGAUGAAGGAUAUCCAAGGCAUGCCCGGCACUGCCGGUGGCCUGUCUCUGCGUGUUUCUCAGUUUGUUUUCGCUGCUGCUGCACUCUCCAUCAUGGCAUCCACUAGUGAUUUCCCUUCUGUCACUGCUUUCUGUUACCUUGUUGCUGCUGCUGGCUUGCAGGCUAUGUGGAGCUUUUCAUUGGCUAUUACUGAUGUAUAUGCCCUUUUAGUAAGGCGUUCUUUGCAGAACUAUCGAAUUGUCAGUUUGUUUACAAUUGGUGACGGGGUCACUUCUACCCUUACAUUUGCAGCAGCCUGUGCAUCAGCAGGCAUCACAAUCCUCAUUGAUAAUGAUCUUGGUAAUUGUUCACAGAACCACUGUGUGCAGUUUGAAACAGCUACAGGCAUGGCCUUCAUUUGUUGGUUCACCACAGUGCCAUCUUUUCUCCUGAACUUCUGGUCCUUAGCAUCACGGUAAUUAAAAACAGUAACACACAGAAACAUGGACAGCUUGUAAAGUUAAUGUUGGUGUCAGGGGUUUGGCUGUUUUGUUUUUCACCUGUCAAAGUUUUCUAUGCUUCAUGCCAUGUGGUAGCACCAAAUGGUUGCGUUUACUGUCUUCCACCAAACAUUCAAACCAGAAAUUGGCUCAGUGAGUCAUAUUUGGCAGUGGAGUGAGUAAACAGGACUAAUAUGAUUAGUGCAUACAAUGUAGUAGUAAUAUGCAUGGUGUAAAGAAACAGAUUUGAUAUGAACAUGGUGGGGUUUCUGUUUGUGGAAAUGUGUGUAGUCAGACAGUACACAGUUUUGUUCUGUUAAAAUGAUUUUUUUUUACAGUUAUUAGUCACUUUUAACUAUAUAUUUUUUCUGUAAUUGAAUAUCAUUUGUUUUUCUAGAAA